This is a messenger RNA of Doryrhamphus excisus (bluestripe pipefish), 2972 nucleotides long. It is a transcript of the gene pwp2h, whose product is annotated as PWP2 small subunit processome component. NCBI's taxonomy places the organism in Eukaryota, Metazoa, Chordata, Actinopteri, Syngnathiformes, Syngnathidae. The record is from RefSeq and is a predicted model, not a curated record. Gene Ontology annotation, biological process: maturation of SSU-rRNA from tricistronic rRNA transcript (SSU-rRNA, 5.8S rRNA, LSU-rRNA); ribosomal small subunit assembly. Gene Ontology annotation, cellular component: Pwp2p-containing subcomplex of 90S preribosome; small-subunit processome. Gene Ontology annotation, molecular function: protein binding.
GUCAACACUUCCCAGACACGUGAGAAGCACAAGCAAUACAGCUUUAUUAGAUUCGCGAUUUGUGAAGAAUUAAAGUAGUUAUAAUACAUAGUAGUAAAUACAUAAAUACAUAUGUGACGAUUCUACACAAUGAAGUUUGCUUUUAAGUUUUCAAAUCUGCUCGGAGCUGUGUAUCGUCGGGGGAAUUUAAAUUUCUCAAAAGAUGGCAACGCUGUUAUCAGUCCGGUGGGAAACAGAAUCUCCAUCUUUGACCUGAAAAACAACACAUCAGAGACUUUGCCUGUUUCCACUGCAAAGAACAUUACCAGCGUGGGUGUCUCUCCAGAUGGAAGCCUGGCAAUCCUGGUGGAUGAAGAUGGUGCGGCGUUGUUGGUCAGUCUUAUCACACGUGCCGUCCUUCAUCAUUUCCACUUUCACAAACCCGUCAAUAGCAUCAGCUUCUCACCUGACGGCAGGAAGUUUGUCGUCACCAAGGAAAAUGUUGCAUUGAUGUAUCACGCUCCCGGCAAGCAACGGGAAUUUAACGCAUUCGUGUUGGAUAAAAGUUACUACGGUCCCUACGAUGAAACCACCUGCAUCGACUGGAGCGACGACUCCAAGUGUUUUGCGGUGGGUAGCAAAGACAUGUCCACAUGGGUGUUUGGUGCAGAACGCUGGACAAACCUCAUCUACUACUCACUGGGCGGACACAAGGACGUCAUCGUUGGAUGUUUUUUUGAGAAAGACAGCCUGAAUCUGUACACAGUCAGCCAGGAUGCAACGCUGUGUAUCUGGGAGAGUGACACUAAGCCGGACGGCCUGGUUUUGGCGAAAAAACCCGACAAAGCCAAGAUGCCGACACCGGGUGAGGACCACCAGGAUGAAGACGGGGAGGAAGUCCAAGAAGAGCAGGUCAUCAGAGGGAAAGUUGAAAAUGAAAUGACCACAAAGGAGAAAACAAAGAAUGUUCGAUUCAAGCACAUCGCCAGGCAUUACAUCAACAAGGAGGGCGACUUUAACAACCUGACGGCGGCUGCUUACCACAAGCCCACUCACCUCCUGGUCACGGGGUAUGCCUCCGGAGUCUUCCACCUGCAUGAACUUCCAGAGUUCAACCUCAUCCACUCCCUCAGCAUUUCAGACCGCAGCAUUGCUUCUGUGGCUUUAAACUGCUCCGGUGACUGGAUCGCCUUUGGCUGCUCAGGGAUGGGUCAACUUCUGGUGUGGGAGUGGCAGAGCGAGUCGUACGUCUUCAAGCAGCAGGGACACUUCAACAACAUGGCGUCGCUGGCUUACUCGCCAGACGGGCAGUACAUCGCCACGGGAGGCGACGACGGCAAAGUGAAAGUGUGGAACACCAACAGCUGCCUUUGCUUCGUGACGUUCACGGAGCACACCAGCGGCAUCACCAACGUCGCUUUCGCCUCCAGUGGCUUCGUUGUCGUCAGCGCGUCUCUUGAUGGCACCGUGAGAGCGUUUGACCUGCACAGGUACCGAAACUUCCGCACAUUCACUUCGCCAAAGCCUGCGCAGUUCUCGUCCCUCGCUGUUGAUGUCAGCGGAGAGCUGGUGAGCGCAGGGGCGCAGGAUUCCUUUGAGAUCUUCUUGUGGUCCAUGAAUACCGGAAGACUUCUGGAGGUCUUAGGUGGUCACGAGGGUCCGGUCAGCUGCUUGUGUUUCAGUCCAGUUCAGUCCAUCCUCGCCAGCGCCUCAUGGGAUCGCACCAUCCGGCUGUGGGACAUGAUGGACAGCUGGAAAGUGAAGGAGACGCUUCAACUCACCACUGACGCUUUGUCAGUGGCGUACCGCCCUGAUGGUCAGGAGGUGGCUGUUGCCUCCUUAAACGGCGAGAUCUCGUUCUGGAACCCCAACGCGGCGGUGCAGGUGGGUUCAGUGGCCGGACGUCACGACUUGGAUACGGGCCGCAAGGAAACGGAUAAAGUCACAGCCAAGCAGCUAUCCAAGGGCAAGUGUUUCACAUCACUGUGCUACUCCGCCGACGGGGAAACCAUUUUGUGUGGCGGCCAAUCCAAGUUCGUCUGCAUCUACAACGUCCGGGAGCAGAUGCUCAUGAAGAAGUUUGAGAUCUCGUGCAACUUGUCCUUCGAUGGCAUGGAGGAGUUCUUGGACCGACGUAAGAUGACGGAGUUCGGCAGCCUUGCGCUUGUGGACGAGGGCGCUGGGGACGGAGACGGCGUCAACAUUAGCCUUCCCGGAGUCAGGAAAGGGGAUAUGAGUUCCAGACACUUUAAGCCAGAGAUCAGAGUCAGCUCGCUGCGGUUCUCUCCGACGGGGCGCAGCUGGGCAGCCACAACCACCGAGGGUCUGCUCAUCUACUCCCUCGACGGCUCGUUGGUGUUCGACCCUUACGACCUGGACUUGGACGUGACACCGGCCGGUACACGCGGGCAGCUGCGGCUGCAGCAGUGGGCUUCGGCGAUCGUUCUCGCGUUCCGCCUCAACGAAAACGCUCUCAAGCAGGAAGUGCUGGAGAGUGUGCCGCACGAGCAGAUUCCCGUUGUCUGCGGCACGCUCCCCGACAUUUACGUGGAGAAGCUGCUGGGCUUCGUGGCAUCGUGCUUGGAGAAAUCGGGUCACCUGCAGUUCUACCUCAUCUGGGCUCAGAACCUGCUCAUGCUGCACGGGCAGAAACUCAAGAACAGGUCAGGAGCCAUAUUGCCCACGUUGCAGGCCCUGCAGAAGAGCAUCCAGAGACACUGGGACAACCUCUCCAAACUAUGCGACUUCAACAUGUAUAACAUUCGCUACGCCGUGGCGUUGUCCAAGCAGAGGGGGAUGAAGAGGCCAGCCGAGGAGAAGGAACAGAACAGUGAUGAUGAUGAUGAAAAUGAUGAUGAUGAUGAUGACGGACAGUCUGAGGUCAUGAGCCACGCCUCCUUGGACGAUGCUGAGAUGAUACUUUAGUUGUUUUUUUUUUUUUUUUUAAUCAGUGUUGCAAUUGUAUUUCUUAUUUUUUAAAUAAACAUGUCAUA